AUGAUAACAACAAAUGUAUUAGAAGAAUCUUUAAGUUUUGGACCUUUACCAACAAGUUUAAUGAUAGCUGAACCAGCAUAUUUAAUUGCACAAACAACAACAGAUCGAUUAUCUGAAUUACCAACAAUCUAUGCUGAUCCUAAACGAUUAUCUGAUCCAAUACGUCUUAUUGAAUGGGUAUGUAAUCUACGUUGUGCUAGAUGUCCAAGUGAACAAAAUAUGGAAUUAGUUUAUUGUCAUCAAUUAGGUCAAUCAUUCUAUCGAACAACACGUAGAAUUGAAGCUGGUGAAGAAUUAUUAAUUUGGUUUCGAAGACAAGAUUUACAACCAUUAGUUACAGAAUACUUGAAUAAUUUGUAUAUUUCCGAAGCAUGGAUAGGACAUAGAGUAAAAGCAACGGAUCUAUUACAGAAAGAUUAUGAACAAUUUGUAAAUCCACAUAAAUCUUUCAAUACAGAAUAUUGCAAAUUUCAAUGUUCCAGAUGUCAUGAUGAAUUCACUUACAUUUAUCCCUAUAUAUCACAUUGUUUAUUUAAAUGUCAAAAACAAACUAUCAUUCAAAGUAUUCAAUGGUUCAAUCAUCAUAGAUUCAUAGAAUCAAAUGAGUUUCCUAUUGAAUUAACUAAUAAAUAUACAUAUCAAAAAAAUAUCGAUUUAUUAUUACAUAACAAUAUGAAUACACCAUUAAAUCAGAACAAAUUAGAUCAUCAUGAGAAGAACACAAUUGAAAAUGAUGAUGAUGAUUAUGAUGUUGAUGAUGAUGAUGAAGAUGAUGAUGGUAAUGAUAAUGAUACACAAGUAACGAUUGAAACUAGAUCCAAUAAAAUAGAGGAUCAAUUACAGAAGGUGGGAAAUAUUGGGAAAAUGAAUGAAUUAACAUCUAUGAAAAAUUUCAAUUCAUUACAUAGAAAAUAUUUACAUAGAAUUCAAUCUAAUCAUAAAAUUGUCGAACCUUUUAAAACAUUAAAACAAACUACUUAUAUAGAUAAUAGUAGUAAUAAUUUGUAUACUAAAAAAUCUAAAUUAAAAACUACAUUAUUACCAUUAAAAUCUCGUAAUCCAUUAGUUGAACAAUUAUUACAGACAAUCAUGUCACAUAAAAUAGAUUCAAAUGUUGAGAAUAAUUCAUCCAAUCUAAUUUCGAAUAUGACAUUAUCAUUAAAAAAACCAAUAUCAUCAACAUCAUCAUCGACGACGAUGGCAACUAUGACACUGACAACAACAACAACAACAACACACAACAUCACCGUUAAUAAGUAG
Molecule: messenger RNA, 1260 nt
Organism: Schistosoma bovis
Lineage: Eukaryota; Metazoa; Platyhelminthes; Trematoda; Strigeidida; Schistosomatidae
Source: the annotation of a GenBank genome assembly